Molecule: messenger RNA, 780 nt
Organism: Drosophila grimshawi
Lineage: Eukaryota; Metazoa; Arthropoda; Insecta; Diptera; Drosophilidae
Product: general transcriptional corepressor CYC8-like
Exons: 2
Coding region: 10-780 (256 amino acids)
Source: RefSeq, a predicted model, not a curated record
GUCAUAAAAAUGUUGCUGACAAUGAGGCGGCAGAAUGAACUGAUAAGCAGCCAGCAGCAUUCCACACCCGGGACGAUCACAAGCACAGCCACGCCUUCACCGCCUCCACCCUUGCACACAGCGGCAGCAGCCCCAUCCACAGCAUUAGAAUCAGCGCCUGGAUUGAGUCUUGUGGCCACCACAUCAACUGUUGCACAAGAUUCACUAAAUACGCCCACAACGCCAGUGAGCCGCAAUCCUUUGCAGUUUGCUGCACAACCCCCACCGCCACUUGCAGCGCCCGGCGUUGCGCCCACUUUCAGCUACUACAAUAGCAACAAUAACAUUGCUGCUGCAGCUGCUCAGCCUGCUACAAGUUAUUUGCAGCAUCUACCCCAAGCUACAGGCAAGGAGGAAUUGGACGAGUACGUGGACAUUUUACAAGUGCAGCAACUAUUGCUGGAUUCGUCAGCGGCCGCCGCAGCGGCAGCUAACCAGAACGUUGCUAAUCCUUCCCAAGAGCAGCAACAGCUACAACAACACCAGCAACAGCAACAACAACAACAACAACAACUCUCUAAACCACGACCGCGCAUCAAUCUACAAAAAGCAUCGGAGUAUGCCGCCCAAUUAGCGCAGGCUGAGACAACAUCGCCUGCAUCGCGUCGCGUAUUGCUGGACUACCCGAAUCCGUAUCUGUACGGCAAUCAUUAUCAUCACACGCCGCCAAGUGAGGACCUUGUGGCCCUUUGGUUUGGCAGCAAUGGAACAGGUGAGUCAUUCAGUCCCAUAUACAUAUAG